Messenger RNA from Pipistrellus nathusii (Nathusius's pipistrelle), 1191 nucleotides. The record is from the annotation of a GenBank genome assembly. NCBI's taxonomy places the organism in Eukaryota, Metazoa, Chordata, Mammalia, Chiroptera, Vespertilionidae.
AUGGCGGGACUCUCUCCGCGGCUGGCGCUGCCGGCCUUGGCCGGCGCCGCUCGCCUUUGCCUUUGGAAGUCCGGAGCGGCGGCCUUGGCGGCGAGAUGGCAGGGUGUCCCGGCGAGGAGCCGCCGCGGUUUGUCCGGUUUCCCGCCGAAGCCGGCGCCCCGGGAGGGCCUCAGAGACCUGCCCCCCGGGCUGCCCAGGAGCCGCCUGGAGUCCAGGCGGUACGUCCUCAGCCCGAGCCUGGCCGAGACCGUGGCGCGGCUCCUGCUGAGGAACGACGGCUGCGACCUCAUCCUGGAGAUCAACCCGGGUCCUGGGAUCCUGACCAGAGCGUUACUUCAAAGUGGUGCCAGAGUGAUUGCCCUUGAAAGUGACAAAGCUUUUAUUCCACAUUUGGAGUCCCUAGGAAAAGAGCUGGGUGGGAAACUGCAUGUGCUCCACACUGAUUUCUUCAAACUGGAUCCUAGAAGUUUUGGAGUAAUAAAACCUGUUGUGAAUUCAAAGGUGCUUUUUCAAGAAUUGGGAAUAGAAACACUUCCUUGGUCAAACGGUAUCCCUUUGAAAGUCGUUGGAAUCUUCCCAACUAAAAAUGAGAAAAAGAUGAUUUGGAAAGUUUUACAUGACAUAUAUUCCUGUACUUCUAUAUAUAGAUAUGGACGAGUACAGCUGAAUUUGUUUUUUAAUGAACUGGAAUCCCAGAGGAUGAUGGCGAACCCCCAGAACCCUAACCUGUACUACGCAUUAAGUGUGCUCUGGCAAGUAGCUUAUGACGUGAAGCUUCUGCAUAUGGAACCUUGGUCAUCAUUUGACAUAAGCAGUCAGAGUGCGCAGCAGGAAAAGCCACGGAGUAAGGAAUCAUCAGAACAGCAAGUACAACAAAACCUGUGUCUUAUUCAAUUGACUCCUCAUAAAGAUUUAUUUUCACAACAGUUAACAUCUGUUAACUACGAUGUAUUUUUUCACAUGACGAAGCAGUGUUUUUUGAAGCGCCAUGGCAAGCUAAUUGACCACUUAACUUCAUUGAGUCCAAUUGAUGCAAUGGACAUAUUGAAGGAAAUGGAUCAAGAUAAAAAUAUAAAAAUAAUAGACAUGUAUCCUUCAGACUUUAAAUGCCUUUUUGAAACUAUAGAAUGUUCCAAAGAUCACACCUUUAAGUGGCUGUAUGAUGACUUCAUGGAAGAUGUAAUCAUAUAA